Messenger RNA from Aphanomyces astaci, 5982 nucleotides. RefSeq lists its product as hypothetical. The record is from RefSeq and is a predicted model, not a curated record. Gene Ontology annotation, biological process: lipid transport; transmembrane transport. Gene Ontology annotation, molecular function: ABC-type transporter activity; ATP binding; ATP hydrolysis activity. The transcript has a single exon. The annotation marks the transcript as partial. Gene Ontology annotation, cellular component: membrane; intracellular membrane-bounded organelle. Lineage: Eukaryota; Oomycota; Saprolegniomycetes; Saprolegniales; Verrucalvaceae.
AAAUGAGCGCUGGCUCCGACAUCCAAGGCGCGCCCUUGAUGGAGAAGCAAGUGCUGCCGCCCAUGCGGCGAGGGUACACGUCCACCCUGCUGUGGAAGAACUUCUUGCUCAAGAAGAAACACCCGAUCAAGUGGGCGCUUGAGGUCCUCCUCCCCGUUGCGCUCAUCUUGCUUAUGGGCGGCCUCAAGACCCUAACAGACGACGUGAAGGUCCCCGAUGGCUGGUCCACCGACAAACCUAUUGAGGGCAGUGACACCAUCGGCACGAGCUACUCUCUGUUCCAUGUCGACACUAUGUUUGGAGUGCCGCUCCCGAAGUUCUACCAAACGGAAGGCACAGUGUCCGGUCUGUUGCUUCAAAUGGCUACCAAGGCAUGGGACGCACGCCAAGAUUCCAAGGGCAUGACGGCCGCCCAGAACGAAGCUUGCUCUGCCGCCGCAUACUCGGGCAACGUGAACGCCGACGUCAACUCCCCGUCCGCAUGGCCGGCGAUCUGUCGCGACAACAUCAUCCCUCAAAAGCUCGCGAUCGCACCCGACAACGACUUUACGCGCAAGUACUUUCUCGAGACGCUGAGUUUGUGGUACCCCCGCGUUUCACUCGAUGCGAACGGCACGUUGGCAGUGCCGUCGAUCGCCGAUUCCGUCCAGUUUUUCGCCGACGAAACGGCGUUGAAUGCGUACGUUACCAACGUCGAGUACGCCAAGAGCUUCUCGACACCCCGCAUUGCCGCCGCCAUCGUGUUCACGGCCAUGCCAUCACCCUUGGGUUCCGCGGGCAACAUCGAGUAUAGCAUCCGCCUAAACUCGACGCUCGGGCGCGGCGGGGUCACGGGCGACGUCCCGCGCACCAACCUAGAGCCGUUUCUACCUCUGCAGCGCUCGAUCAACACAGACUCCUACACGCGGUACGCCAAGUCGGGCUUCAUGUCUUACCAGACGCUCGUGACGCGGUUCGCCCUGUGCGUGCCGGACUGGAACGCCGACACGCGGACCACUACGGGCACAUGCACGCAGGAGACGGCGGUGAUGGCCGCCGGCAAUGCGAUGACGGACGCCACGCUAGUGUCGACGCAGCUCCAGGCCGACUUGAACGUGUUCUUGUCAAUCAUGUCGUACACGAACGCGACCAAGAAGCCAUUCAACUUGAACAGCGUGCCAUUGGCGGCGCUGUCGGCCCUGGCCAAACCGCUGCGCCAGAUGCCGCAGCCCGUCGGCGGCGCGUCCGUGUUUGCAUUCCCCAUCCAAGCGUUCACGUCGUCGCCGUUCUAUCAAUCGGUCAAGGACUUCUUUGGCCUCGUGUUCGUGCUGUCGUACCUGCACGCGCUGUCGUCGGUGCUCGUAGCGCUCAUCUCGGAGAAAGAGACCAAGGCCCGCGAACUCAUGAAGAUCCUCGGCGUGCCUGAAAGCGCGAUCGUGUUGAGCUGGUACAUCACGUACGGCGCCAUCUUCGUCGUGGCGGCCGUCCUUCAAGCCGUCGUGGGCAAGGUUGUGCUCUUCCCCAACUCGAACGUGCUGUUGUUGCUUGUGUUCUUCCUGCUCUUUGGAUGGGCCGUGCUCGCGUACGGGUACAUGGUGUCCGCCAUCUUUUCAAAAUCCCGCACGGGGACGUACAUUGGCAUGAUCGGCUUCUUCGCCAUGUACCUCGUCACCGCCGGCUUUAACGACACGUCCGCCGCCAAGUCCAAGGCCAUCGCGUGUCUGUUUGCGCCCGCGGCGCUCACGUUUGGCGUCAAGAGCUUGGCCGAGUCGGAAGCCAGCGGCAUCGGCAUCACAUCGGCCAACGCGGGCAGCGACAUCAACAACUUCAAGUUUACGACUGCGAUCUUGUUUUUGGUCGUUGAUGUCAUCAUGUAUACGCUCCUGGGGCUGUACUUUGAGCGUGUGGUGCCAAAGGACUAUGGGGUGACUGAGACGUGGUACUUUGCUGUGACACCGUCAUACUGGAGAAAGAAAUGGACGAAGGAAACGGCCAAGGCAGUGUCGGCGGACGCGCUCGCCGUAGCUCUCGACGUGCACAGCGACAACAUGGAAGACGUAGGCAUCGAGCUCAAGCAGCAAGAAACGUCGGGCGACGCCUUUUGCAUUCAAAACUUGCGCAAAGUGUUUGCCGUGCCUGGUGGAGUAAAGGUCGCGGUGAAAGGCAUCAACUUGACCAUGUACAAGAACCAAAUCACGUGCUUAUUGGGGCACAACGGCGCCGGCAAGACAACGCUGAUCUCCAUGUUGACGGGUAUGAUUCCAGCGACGAGCGGCGACGCCACGGUCCACGGCCUGUCGCUGCAUGACGACUUGGGCCAACUUCGCCGGUCGCUCGGCAUGUGUCCGCAGCACGACGUGCUGUACGCCGAGCUGACGGUACACGACCACUUGAUGUUUUACGGCAAGAUCAAGGGGUACCGGGGCCAUGCCCUCGACGCUCAAGUAGACGCCAAGAUCGUCGAAGUGGGGCUGACGGAGAAGCGUCACGUCAGGACCAGCGACUUGUCGGGCGGGAUGAAGCGCAAGUUGAGUCUAGCGAUUGCGUUGCUGGGCGACAGUCAGGUGGUAUUUCUAGACGAGCCGACGUCUGGCAUGGACCCGUACAGCCGUCGCAGCAGUUGGGAAAUCAUCCUCAACAACCGAUACAACCGCAUCAUCGUGUUGACCACGCACUUUAUGGACGAAGCCGACAUCUUGGGCGACCGCAUUGCCAUCAUGGCGGAAGGGGAGCUGCGAUGCUGUGGGUCGUCCAUGUUCCUCAAGAAUAGGUACGGCGCCGGCUACAACUUUUCGCUCGUCAAGAUGGACGACUGCGACACGGAUGCGCUGAUCGCGUUUGUGCAGCGUCACAUUGGCGACGCCACCAAGGUACUAAGCAACGUGGGCACGGAGAUCUCGUUCCAGCUCCCAUUAGACUGCUCGCAUUUGUUUGCGCCUAUGUUUGUCGAGCUGGACGCCAACUUGGCUCGUUUGGGUGUGCUCUCGUACGGCAUUUCUGUGACAACGUUGGAAGAAGUGUUCAUCAAGGUUGCGGAGAUUGGCGACGAGCACCACCAGCACACGCUGCAGAAGACGAAGCAAGUCCCCAUGACAGUAACAUCCAAUGACGGGUCGUCGUCGGAAGGGUACAAGCUAGCCGACAACGCGCCCCCGUCGGCGCUCGCCAUGUUCUGGGUCCACUUUCACGCGCUCUUGCUCAAGCGCGUGCGCACCGCCAAGCGGGACAAGCGCGUGGUCGUGUUCGGAACGGUGCUGCCCAUCGUAUUUCUCGUGCUUGGUAUUGCGCUGUUGAAAGCGAGCUCGCUGACCCGCAACGACCCGCCGCUGGUCCUCAACACGGCGGCGUAUCCUCUCAAAGACAGCACGCCCGUGCCGUACUUGUGCCAAUCCGACUGGAUGUGCGACACUGCGUCGCAGAUCUCGUCCGCCAAGCCCCAGCCGUUCGUCGGUAUUAACACGCAAAACGAUGCGGCGGCGUACCCGGCUACCCCACCCCCCGUCGUGUUUGGCGUGACAUAUGCCAACCUGACAACCGCCAACAGCUACUGCGUCCGCGCCGGCGAAGAAAUCUUCAAGCGCGGCUACGGCAAAGCCCCAAAUAAUGCGGCGGUGCCCGGGCAGUACGGCGGGUACGUGCUGCUGGGCGACGCCAAGUCGAGGUCGUUCGGGUACAACUUGGCCGUCAAUACCACCGCAGUCCACGCCGCCAUCGUACACAAGGCUCUCUUGGACGAAGCGCUGUACCGCACUGUCACGGCGAACCCAGCCUUGAAGCUGACGUGUACCAACCAGCCGCUGCCGCUCACCGACUCGACCAAGAUCCUGUUUACGACCAUCGUGUCAUUCACCACGUCAGUGUUUGUCGUGCUCGCAUUUGCGUACUUUACGGCGUCCAUCGUGCCCUAUUUGGUUCACGAGAAGCACCCGACGCACAACUCCAAGCACCAGCAGUUGGUCAGCGGCGUGAGUUUGCCGGCGUUCUGGCUCGCCAACUUUGCGUGGGACUUGCUCUUGUACUCGGUGCCGUGUGUAUUUGGGCUGCUCGCCAUCUACUUCUUCGACAUUACGCCAUUCACAGGUCGCGACUGCUCGUCCUGCGCGGCGUCGCCAUUUGCCGCGCUCAUCGUGGUAUUUGUGCUGUUUGGGUUUGCCAUCGUAUCGUUCUGUUACCUCCUUUCGUACUUGUUUACAGACGCCGCGUCGUCUCAGACGUACAUUAUCAUGAUCAACGUUCUUCUCGGCACGAUCUUGAUGACAACAUCCGUGAUCCUCGACAUCAUCGAGUCCACCAAAGAGAUCAACGCGCACCUCAAGUUCAUCUGGCGCCUCUCGCCGCUGUUUUGCGUGGGCAACAGUCUCAACCAGCUCAGCAUUGCCACGCUGCGGCUUUCGAUUGGCGUGCUCAAGAAGGACACGUCGGCAUUUAGCACUGACAUCCUCGGGUGGGAAGUCGGGUACUUGGCCGUGGAGGCUGUGUUGUUCCCCAUCAUCGCCAUCGGCAUCGACUACGCCUUGAGCUUUCCCAAGAUCAAGGCUAAGAUCACGAAGGACCCGCAGGUUGUUGACGCACCGUACGAAGUGGACGUCGACGUCCAAGCCGAGGAGGACCGCGUGGCCUGCGGGGCAGCCGACAAGGACGCGGUCGUGAUGAACGGUCUGCGCAAGGUGUACAAGGGCGGCAAAGUGGGCGUGGUCAGCCUGUCGCUGGGGCUCCCGAAAGGCGAGUGCUUCGGCUACCUCGGGAUCAACGGCGCCGGCAAGACGUCCACGAUGAAGAUCCUCACGGGGGACGUGCUGCCAACGUCUGGCUCGGCAACCCUCGGGGGGUUUGACAUCAUGUCACAGCAGCUCGAAGUGCGUCGGCUGAUCGGGUACUGCCCACAGUUUGACGCACUAAUCGACCUGCUGACCGUUCGUGAACACUUGGAACUGUUUGCGUCCAUCAAGGGCGUGCCAUCCAAACGCAUCUGCGACACGGUCAAGGACAAAAUGGACCAGAUGAACUUGAACGACUUUGAGCACAAGUUGGCUGGGACGCUGAGCGGCGGCAACAAGCGCAAGCUGUCGGUGGCGAUCGCUCUGAUUGGGUCGCCCCCGAUCAUCUUCUUGGACGAACCAUCCACGGGCAUGGACCCCGUGUCCCGUCGGUUCAUGUGGGAUGUCAUUGCCGACAUUUCCACGCGCAGCAAAGAGUCGACGAUUCUGCUGACCACGCACAGCAUGGAGGAGUGCGAGGCGCUGUGCAGCCGCGUCGGCAUCAUGGUGGGUGGCCGGCUGCGAUGUGUGGGAAGCGUCCAGCAUCUGAAGAACCGCUUUGGCGAUGGACUGAUGAUGCACAUCAAGUUGGCGGCCGUGCUGUCUGCCGACGUGGACCGCAUGAUCAGUACGUCGCCUUCGCUGGAAGGAGGGGCCACGUUAACCAAGGACCAGCUGGUGGACGUGUGUGCGUCGUUGGCCAAACCCCACCGCGCCGACCAGAUCAGCAUGGAGCAUGCGACGGGGUAUGUGCUGGCGGAAUCGCUCGGCCGCAACGACUACGUCCGCGUGCGGGACUUUUGCGCGUGGUGGCUCAGUGAAGACCGCUUUGAAAAGAUGGCGGCGUACCUGGGCCAGAGCUUUGGGGAGCCGAAUGUGCUGCUGUUGGAGCGCCAGAACGACCUGUCGCGGUUCAAGUUGGUCGGUGACAAGCACACGCUGGCGCUGUCCAACGUGUUUUCGCUCAUCGAAUCGACCAAAACCGACUUGCACGUCAAGGAGUACACCGUGUCGCAGACCACCCUCGAGCAAAUCUUCAACAACUUUGCGUCCCAGCAAACCCAAGAAAUGGGCGUCGCGCGGGGCGUGGAAAAGGCAGCAGCGGGCGACCACUACCGAGCGAUGCAUGCUUAGCCUACUAACUACUACAUACUACUUAUAUACCACUACUAACUACUACGUAGUACGAUUAGUAUACCAGUACUCUAUAUGAAAUUAAUUAUAAGUAUUGUGCUUUCGAGUGAAA